UAUCGCCCGUUUCAUCCAUCAAUUUCUCUGUUCUCGUCACUGCCCGAGUUAAGUUGAGUCUCUCAGCUGCUCCUUUAGAUCCACCAUCUGUCACUUUGAACAAUCAGAGCCUUUAUAUUUCUUUGUUCUUGGAGUUAUUCCAAAGACACUAGUCGUUCGGACUGUUCUCGUUCCCACCACUCAUAAAGCCUCAGAGUCCAUAUUCCACUGCCAUGGUUUGAUCCAAACAUGGAGGGCGAUGCAGGCGGACCUCGACGGCCAAACUUCCCUCUCCAGCUUCUCGAAAAGAAGGAAGCGAACUCGUACUCCACCUCGGGCUACGCCUCGUUCGCUAUCUCCCCCAACCCCGCUGCGGGAGGCAGCGGCCAUGAGCUCGUCGCUGAUCUCCCGAGAAAGCCGGCGCCUAAGCGGAGCUCCACCAAGGACCAGCACACCAAAGUCGAUGGCCGCGGCCGCCGCAUCAGGAUGCCCACCCUCUGCGCGGCGCGCGUGUUCCAGCUGACGCGCGAACUCGGCCACAAGUCGGACGGCCAGACCAUCGAGUGGCUCCUACAGCAGGCCGAGCCGGCUGUCAUCGCCGCCACCGGCAGUGGCACCAUCCCUGCCAAUUUCACAUCCCUCGGCAUCUCCCUACGACGCUCUGGCUCGAGCAUCUCCACUCCUCCUGACUUCAACACCACGACCACUCCACUCACUGACCAGCGCAUAUGGGACUACGUCGGCAGCUCGGACUUCUCCUCCGACUGGCGGUCGUCGUCGUCAUCAUCAUCAUCAUCAUCCGUUCUCCUAAACUUCAAUUCCGGUAGCGUUGGGCUCCACGCGUCAUCAGAUGCCAACAACGGAAACAUUACCAAGCGCUGGUGGGAAUCGGAGUUUCACCAUCAACAGCAGCAUCAGAUGGAAGAACAUAACCAGGCAAGCCACGGUCGGAUCCCAGGAACUGUGUGGAUGGUGACAAACCCUAACACACAAGGUAUGGUAGGUGGUGGGGGAAGCGAUGGCGAGCCAAUCUGGGCAUUCCCUCAGGUGGGCAGCAGCACCAUGUUUAGAGGACCUGGAUCCAGUGGGCUACAUUUCAUGAAGGCACCUACUUCCAUGGCUCUUCUGCCAAGCCGGGAGCUGGGUCUCCAUCCCGGUGGUAGUGGCGGUGGUGAGGGGCACAUAGGGAUCAUGGCAGCCCCAGACAGCACUUCUCGGCCACCGAACACCUCCCAAGCGAUGCGGUCGGGGCCACAAUAAGCACUCGGACGUCGAGCAGGCCCGGCGCGUAGAUCUCGAUCGGUCCUCCAACCUUGCAUGCAUUCAUGUCUUACGUUUGUCUCCUUUUCGAUCCUUUGAUUUUAAUUUCUCUCAUACAAAUGCAAGCCAUGUUCUGUGUGUGAAUUCAGGAUGACGUUUUCGUAGCUUUGUCAAUGUGCUAUAAUGCAAUCACCAUUUCUUUCUUGUUUUAUGAGUACCUUUGCUUCUUGUCCCUUAUCUUCGCUUCCAUGCGUCUGGAGACAAGUUCACUAGUUUUAUGCAGGUCUUCAGAUCUAAUGGGGAAGACGACCGAUCGCACACUAGCAGGCUCACACAGAUUGAGGAGGCAAAACUCAUUUGACCGUGAUGGAAUUGAUCCUCGAUGAUCGAUGAUGAAGAUCCUCGAGGCCGAACCACUCUUCAACGCCUUCUUUUCUGCAACAAAAUCUUUGUCGGAAGCACCUCUCGAUAGGUCCCUGCAAGAUGGAUUUAUAUAGUAGUGAGAUUUAUUGACAAGCCUUUUUUAGAUGGGGAAAUCCUAAUCCCUUCUGUUUCGAUUGCUGUCAUCGUGAGUUCGUUCCAUUGUCAUUUGUCCUCUUCUACCAAGC
Molecule: messenger RNA, 1847 nt
Organism: Musa acuminata AAA Group (dessert banana)
Lineage: Eukaryota; Viridiplantae; Streptophyta; Magnoliopsida; Zingiberales; Musaceae
Product: transcription factor TCP15
Exons: 1
Coding region: 229-1239 (336 amino acids)
Cellular component (GO): nucleus
Molecular function (GO): sequence-specific DNA binding; DNA-binding transcription factor activity
Source: RefSeq, a predicted model, not a curated record